AUGGUCCAAGGUCAAACCAAAGGCUUGAAAAAGCACAAGUCUUCCACUUCGCGACACGCUGCAAAGGCGGCAGCAGCCCCAAAGAAGGGCAAGCGCUACAUCGCACCGAAGAAAGCUGCCGCCGUGAAGCACGCAGCAAUACACCGCGAGUUGAGCGCGAAGAUAAACAAGAGCAUCGAGCACCAGGUUGCGACCGCUGCGUCGUCCGGGAAGCUCACGAUCAUGAAGAACGUGGCGCUGGAGGGUGUCGCGAAGGCAGCCAAAAGCAAGAAAAAGUCGUGA
Molecule: messenger RNA, 282 nt
Organism: Sparassis crispa
Lineage: Eukaryota; Fungi; Basidiomycota; Agaricomycetes; Polyporales; Sparassidaceae
Product: UPF0390 protein
Exons: 3
Coding region: 1-282 (93 amino acids)
Source: RefSeq, a predicted model, not a curated record